Messenger RNA from Aphanomyces astaci, 3242 nucleotides. RefSeq lists its product as hypothetical. The record is from RefSeq and is a predicted model, not a curated record. The transcript has 2 exons. The coding region runs from base 500 to 3196 and encodes 898 amino acids. NCBI's taxonomy places the organism in Eukaryota, Oomycota, Saprolegniomycetes, Saprolegniales, Verrucalvaceae.
UGUUGUGGCAUUUGGUUCUACAGCUACUUCAAAGACACCUGUUGCAUUUGGGUUUGGAGCGACGCCAUCUCCUACUACUGGCUUCAACUUUGGGGCGAAGGCAACUCCAGCUGCACCAAAGGCGGCAUCGUCAGCCUACCCCCCAGACACGAGCUCGAAGCCCGUCGUUGCGUUUGGCUCUACGACUGCUCCGAAGGCUUCAUCAGCGUAUCCUCCUGAUACGAGUUCGAAGGUGCCUGUGGGGUUUGAGUUUUCAGCGACGCCACCUAUUACUACAAGUUCCAACUUUGGGGCCAAGACAACUCCAGCUGCCCCAAAGGCGUCGUCAGCCUAUCCUCCUGACACGGGCACGUCUCCACCAGUAGGUUUCGGUGCCACGAAAGCCCCAUCCUUAGCCACCACCAGCUCGCUCAAGUUUGGCGCCCCAUCAGCUCCACGUCCUUCCGCGGCGCCCUCGACGGUCAAAGUAGAUCCAAACACGAUCGAAUUGCAAAAAGCCAUGCCAGCGAGUGCGUGGGAAGGCGCGAUGUGGAACCUAAUCAACGAGUUUGAUCGCACGUUUCAGAGAAUUCGUCGCGAAGACGACAAGUUUGUCAAGCACAAGAGCGAGUCGGAGGCGGCAUUCAUUCAGUCGUUGAAAGACCUGCGGGCCAAAGUGCUGGGUAUGUGUGGCGCCGUGGACAAACUGAAUGACGAGCUGAACGUGGUGGAAACCGACUUGAAGGUCGUGGCUGGCAACUGCAGUGACAUCGACGUGCAACUCGAGUGCUCCAACCGUCUGCUCAAGGCCAUGCACGACAAGAGCGUCAUUGCACACCUGGAAGACCAACCGUUGGACCAACGGUCGCAGAACACGCGCAUGGCGCUGCGCAGUCAGUUGGAAGCGAUUGAACGGUUGCGUGUGGAAGUGGAGAAGCAUGUGACAGCAUUGAAGGGCGCCGCGUUGCCUCACCACACCGCCUCGACCAGGUUGAACGACGCGGCCCAGCUGUUUCGUGUGCUUAAGCUCAACUACGACACGUCGAAACGAGAAUACACGCGGGUGUUGGAGCUCGCAGAGACAUUCAAGCAAUUGGAACUCCAGCAUCAACACUACACCAAGAGCCUCCCCAAGCCGACGCCCCCUGUGGCCACGAAGGAGCUGCUGCACCAAUUGCGUCGACAGCACGACACUGAGGCGACGUUCCGGUCGAACUUGGCCAAGUGGACGAGCCAGCCGAUUGUGCCCCGGGAAGUGUCGGCCCCAAUCAAACGCCAACCUCUCUCAGAAACCAUCUCCGCGUCCAAGCCCGCCCCGGAAGUUCCACAGCGAGUGCCCAGCAAACUCAUGUUUGGGGCUAAGACCACCAUCCCUUCCCAGGCCACCGAAGCCGGCGGUGGGUUAUCGUUCACCAAGCCACCUGUCGACACUGCAACCAAAGUGCCUCUUCUCGAUGCCGACAAGGUCUCUAAAUCUGUGUCGUUUUCGGCCUCCACAAAGCCAGGGGCCGCGUUUAACUUUAGCAAGCCGCCGCCUUCCACUGCUGCGAAACCACCCAGCAGCAUCCGGCCCAACCUUUCGUUUUCGAACGACGACAAUGACGAAGAAGAAAAGACAGACUCCCCUCGAGCGCGAAAGAUGUCGACGAGCAGCAAGAACGGCACGCCAGAACGAUCAUUCAAAAAGUCCCCUAGCACAGGACCCUCGGCUGCCGCCAUCCCAACGAUCAAACCCCUCGACUUUGGAGCCAAAUCCAAGGACAGUAGCAGUGGCACUUCGUCGUUUUCGUUUGCCCCGUCCAUUUCCAAGCCCCCCGCCGCGCCUGUUGUUGCUGCUGCUGCAGUCGUAACACCCCCCCCUCCUUCAACCGCCGCACCGGUCACAACGGCCCCCGACUUGGUCGAGCGAUUGAAGUCGUUUUAUGCUGUGUACAACCCAGGCAAAAGCACAGCUGCCGCUGAAAAGCUGCUUGCGCAAAGCAAAGGAACUGAAGAGCAAGUGUUCCACAAGCUCCUGCAAAAGUACGUGAGCAAGGAUGCCACCGUGGCGCACGCCAAAGCGUACAUGACAUCGGGGAACGUCCCCGAGGCGCUGAAAACUGCUCCUGCCCCGUCAGCCCCCACCCCCGCGACAACAUCCGCACCGCCUGCGUUCGGAAAACCGUCGGCUAGCCCUUUCGGAGCAACGCCUCCGAGUGGGCUGGGGACCCCCUCCACGGCGGCGAAACCGGCCCCAUCACCAUUUGGAACGACUCCAGCCACCGCCGCCAGUCCGUUUGGGUCCACGACGACAGCAGCCGCCUCCAGUCCAUUCGGCGCCGCUGCCACCACCGCCGCGACUCCUCCAGCAGCCAGUCCAUUCGGAACAACUUCGACGGCGUGGCCCAGUGCCACCGCAGCGCCUUCGCCAUUCGGGGCAUCCUCCGGAUUUGGAGUAGACUACCGGUCAAAAGUCGUCGAGUUCUACAAGCAACACAAUCCUGACAAGUUGGCCGAGGUGGACACCGUGCUGCAAAAGUACAAGGGCAAGGAAGAGGAACUGCUCAAGAAAUUGGAAGCCAAGUACAGUAAACCUCAAGGAACCGCCUCGGGAUUUGGCGGUGGCGCCAGCCCGUUUGGUGUUGCGGCCACCCCACCGGCGUUUGGGUCGUCGCCGUUUGGUGCGGUGGCCGCCCAACCAGCUGCCACCGGAUUCGGAGGGGCUUCCCCGUUUGGUGCGGCCGCGGGGAGCUCCCCUGGCUUCGGGGCACCUAGCCCCUUUGGCGCGUCUCCGGCUGCCGCUAGUCCUUUCGGGGCCCAACCUGCUCAACAAGCGCCUACGCCUUCAUUUGGUGCGACCACAGGGUUUGGAAGUACUGGAUUUGGCACCAGUGGUGCUGCCCCAGCCUUUGGCUCGACCACUGCGUUGGGUGGCACUGCCGCGCCUGCCUUUGGAGCGACCACGUCUCUGGGUGGUGGCGCUGCCCCCGCGUUCGGCUCUACACUGGGAGGCGGCGGGUUUGGAGGACUGGGCUCGAACGCGCCAACGUUCGGGGCGUCCUCGACCCUUGGAAACGGUGGUGGCUUCUCGACCUUCGCAUCCAACACGGCUGCCGCACCGAGCUUUGGGCUUGGCGGACAACAAAGCACUUCCACGCCACCCCCUGCCUUUGGUGGCUCUGGCGGCGGAUUUGGCGGUGGGUUUACCAGCACGAGCUUCACACAAGCCCGUCGAUAGUUGGGUAUAUAAUUUUAUUAAGAACCAAUGCAUCCAUCAACUACAA